CCUGUAUUUAAGCGAUCUCGGCCUCUUCACUGCUACUGACGUCUUCAUACUCGCUUCGCUGGAAGGAGCAGAGCCAAAGGAACGCUUCUACAACAACUGAACCUAACACCCCACCAACAGAAAUGGCCCCUAUCAAUAUCAUCAACAAACUCUCCAUCCUCACCCCCCGAAAGGGCGGUGGCGGGCGCGGUGGUGGAAGCGGUGGUGGAAGCGGUGGUGGAAGUGGUGGUGGACGUGGUGGUGGAAGCGGUGGCGGAAGCGGUGGCGGACUCGCAUCAUCAGGUCUAACAACCGGACAGCUCGCGUGGAUUAUUACUGUCUCGAUCUGUGCCGGCUUCCUUGUCCUUGUAGUACUAUGGGUGUUGGCGCGGUGUUACUGGUCCAGCAGGAAGAGUAGAAAAGAGGCUCAGAAGAAAGAGAAUGGCAAUGGUAAUCGCGAAGGAAAUGCAGAUAGCCGAGAGAAUGUCUAAGUCACUGUAGCUAGGUGGAAGAAAUGAACAAGCUAUUAAUGUUCAUCGUGUCGUAACGGGACAGUGGGUGUAGCGGGACGUAUAUAGCAAUUGGCC
Aaosphaeria arxii CBS 175.79 is the source of this 566-nucleotide messenger RNA. RefSeq lists its product as uncharacterized. The coding region runs from base 123 to 470 and encodes 115 amino acids. NCBI's taxonomy places the organism in Eukaryota, Fungi, Ascomycota, Dothideomycetes, Pleosporales. The transcript has a single exon. The record is from RefSeq and is a predicted model, not a curated record.